AUGCUGGGCCUCAGCUUCGACGGCAUGGACGAAGACGACGAGGGCCACGGGGCCUUCCCCCACGGCCUCACCUCCGCCAGCAGCGCCCUGCAGGGGCUGCUCAGGAAGCUUGGCGCCGGCCUGGACGACAUGCUGCCGUCGUCCGCGCUCUCCGCCGCAGCCGCUGCUGCCUCCUCGUCGUCCAUGUCUGGUCCGAACGGCGCGCGGAUGAAGAGCAUGCUCGCGGGUCUCCGUGCCGACGGCGAGGAGGGGCGCCAGGUGGAGGCGCUCACGCAGCUCUGCGAGAUGCUGUCCAUCGGCACCGAGGACACCCUCGCCGGGUUCUCUGUGGACUCGUUCGUGCCUGUUCUGGUCGGGCUGCUCAACCAUGAGAGCAACCCCGACAUCAUGCUGCUCGCCGCGCGGGCCCUGACCCACCUCUGUGACGUGCUUCCGUCGUCCUGCUCUGCCGUUGUGCACUAUGGCGCCGUCGCAUGCUUCUGCGCCCGGCUUCUCACCAUUGAAUAUAUGGACCUUGCGGAGCAGUCCUUACAAGCACUCAAGAAGAUAUCCCAGGAGCAUCCAACUGCCUGCUUGAGGGCUGGCGCGCUAAUGGCAGUGCUAUCAUAUCUUGACUUCUUCUCCACCGGUGUUCAAAGAGUUGCGUUAUCUACAGCUGCCAAUAUGUGUAGGAAGCUUCCUUCAGACGCCUCAGAUUUUGUAAUGGAAGCGGUUCCACUGCUAACAAAUCUUCUGAACUACCAUGAUGCAAAAGUGCUGGAACAUGCUUCUGUUUGCCUGACUCGUAUAGCAGAAUCGUUUGCUUCAUCCCCAGAGAAAUUGGAUCAAUUGUGCAAUUAUGGAUUGGUUGCACAAGCUGCUAGCUUAAUAGCUGUUAGCAACUCAGCGGGACAAGCAUCACUGAGUACAUUAACAUAUACAGGAGUAAUUCGUGUUCUGUCAAUAUGUGCAAGUGGAUCUCCAUUGGCAGCUAAAACACUCCUCCUCCAUGGAAUCAGCGGCACACUUAAAGAUAUCCUUUCAUGUUCUGGUUUGGUUGCUGGUACAACUGUAUCCCCCACUAGGCCAGCUGAUCAGAUGUAUGAAAUUGUGAACCUUGCGGACGAAUUGCUUCCUCCUCUACCUGCUGGAACCAUUUCUUUACCAGCGCAUUCCCAUGUUUUUAUGAAAGGCUCUUCUGUAAAGAAACCUGGUUCUAGCAAGCAAGGCGAGUCUGCUUCAACAGAUAUUAAAGUCUCGGGUCGGGAGAAGUUAUUGCGUGAUCAGCCUGAACUUCUCCAGCAAUUUGGCAUGGACAUAUUACCUACCAUGACACAGGUGUAUGGCUCCAGUGUAAAUGGACCAAUACGUCAUAAAUGCUUAUCUGUCAUUGCUAAAUUAAUGUAUUACAGCUCAGCGGAAAUGAUCGAAAUUCUCCAUGGCACAACAAACAUAUCCAGCUUCUUAGCUGGCAUCUUAGCUUGGAAAGAUCCACAUGUGUUGGUUCCCGCUCUCCAGAUAGCUGAAAUUCUGAUGGAAAAGCUCCCUGGGACAUUUUCGAAGAUGUUUGUGAGGGAAGGUGUUGUUCAUGCUGUAGAAUCGCUUAUAUGCCAGGAAAUCUCAAGUCCAAUGCUUUUUCAAGUACCACAGCAGGACAAGGAUAUUGAUUCUGGUACAUGUACAUCUUCACGUUCAAGACGCAGCCGCCGGCGCAGCAGUGCUGGGAAUACUGAUAAUAAUUCCUUGGAUGAACCAAAGGGUUCCCAUACUACUAUUGCCAAUUCACCACCAAGCACGCUAGAAGGUCCAAAUACUAGAAUUCGUGCUUCAGUUAGUGAUCGUGCGAAGUCAUUCAAAGAUAAGUACUUCCCCUCUGAACCCGGCUCAAGUGAUAUUGCAGUUACUGAUGACCUUUUGAAGCUACGGGCACUCUGUGCAAAAUUGAAUGCCACUGCGGACACUGUUAAAACAAAAGCCAAAGGGAAAUCAAAGUCACUGGGAGGUGAUGAUUUUGAUAUCUUAUGCAAUGUCGAGGAACAGUUAGACGACAUCAUAGACAAAAUAUUGUCUGAGCUUAGCAAUGGGGAUGGGGUUUCCACGUUUGAGUUUAUUGGGAGUGGAGUUAUCUCAGCAUUGCUUAAUUAUUUGUCUUGUGGAACCUUUGGAAAGGAAAAGGUGUCCGAAGCAAACCUACCCAAGUUGCGUCACCUGGCACUCAGGCGAUAUAAAGCAUUUAUAUAUGUUGCCCUUCCAAAUGAUGCGGUAGGGAAUCAAACUCCAAUGGCAUUCUUAGUUCAAAAACUGCAAAGCGCGUUGUCUUCGCUGGAACGGUUCCCAGUUGUGAUUAGCCAUUCUGGAAGGACGUCCAGUUUGGGAGGAUCUCGUCCAUCCUCUGGAUUAAGUGCUCUAUCUCAGCCCCUGAAGUUGCGCCUGUGUCGAGCAGCGGGUGAAAAAACGCUUAAGGAUUAUUCAUCCAAUAUAGUUCUUAUUGAUCCCUUGGCAAGUUUAGCAGCCGUUGAAGAUUUCCUUUGGCCUAGAAUCCAGCGUAGUGAGUCAAUAUCUUAUCCUGCAGUAUCAUCUGGAAAGAAUUCUGAAUCUGUGGCACCUAGUGCAACAGCACCAGUGGCUUCGUCAACUCAAUCUGUCCGGCGGCCCUCAACUAGGUCGAAAUCAUUGGCUGAUGCUGAUUCUGCAACUAAGAAGGAUAUUCAGGAGGGGAGCGGAAACACAUCCAAGGGAAAAGGCAAAGCUGUUGUUAAGUCGAUGUCCGAUGAACCAAAAGGACCACAUACUAGGACUGCAGCACGCAGGAAAGUUGCUUCACAGAAAGAUGCAGAAGUGAAGCCACCACACGGUCACAGUAGCUCAGAGGACGAAGAACUGGGCGCAUCUCCCUUUGAGGCUGAUGAUGCUUUGAUGCUUGGUGAUGACGAUGAUGAUGUUUCAGAUGAUGAAGAUGAUGACCAUGAGGUUCUACGUGGGUCUCUUCCUGACUGUGUUCCAGAGAGUGUGCAUGAUGUAAAACUGGCAGAUGCUGAUGGGUCUAGUAUUGCCUCAAUAGCAAGUGAUAACCAGACACAACCCUCAUCUGGCUCCAGCGUAAAACAUACUUUUAGUAGCAGGGGAGCAGGUUCUGUUGAACUUAGAAAUCCAAGCACACUUGGUUCGCGGGGCGCGAUGUCGUUUGCUGCAGCUGCCAUGGCUGGGCUUGCUUCUGUUGGUAGUCGUGGUAUCAGAGGUAGCCAGGAUAGGCGUGGCCUUCCACUUGGAACUAGUGCACAUGAACAUUCGAACAAAUUGAUUUUUACAGCUGGCGGCAAGCAGCUUAGCAAGCAUUUGACUGUAUAUCAAGCUAUGCAACAGCAAGUAGUUCAUGAUGAGGAUGAUGAGGAAAGGCUAGGUGGUUCUGAUUUACCCAAUGAUGGAAGCCGUCUCUGGAGUGAUAUGUUCACUAUAACAUAUCAAAAGGCUGAUAACGAAGUGGAUAGGGAAUCAACCAGAGGUUCAUCUUUAGUGCUGAAAUCGUCCAAAUCAGAACUUUGCAGAGCUACAUCUCAAGAACAAUGUACUUCUCUUCUUGAUAGCAUUUUGCAAGGAGAACUUCCUUGUGAUAUUGAGAAAUCGACCCAAACUUAUAAUAUUUUAGCACUAUUGCGUGUAUUGGAGGGAUUGAAUCAGCUAUCUCCUCGUCUGAGACUACAGGCAACCUGUGAUGAUUUUAUAGAGGGAAAAGUUGGUACCCUGGAUGGGUUAUAUGGCACCGGAGCUAAGGUACCCUCAGAGGAGUUUAUCAGCAGUAAGUUGACACCAAAGCUUGCUCGGCAAAUUCAGGAUGUUCUUGCACUCUGCAGUGGUAGUUUACCUUCUUGGUGUUAUCAGAUGACCAAAGCUUGUCCAUUUCUGUUUCCUUUUGAAACAAGAAGACAACACUUCUACUCCACAGCUUUUGGGUUAUCUAGGGCAUUGAAUCGUCUUCAGCAACAACAGGGUGAUAAUAAUAGCUCAGCGACUGAAAGAGAAGUCCGGAUUGGUAGAUUGCAACGCCAGAAAGUUCGUGUUUCUCGUAACCGGAUCCUGGAUUCUGCUGCCAAAGUAAUGGAGAUGUUCUCCAAUCAGAAGGCUGUUCUUGAAGUUGAAUACUUUGGUGAAGUGGGAACUGGACUUGGUCCAACUUUGGAGUUCUACACCCUCUUAAGUCAUGACCUGCAAAGGGUUGGCUUGGGAUUAUGGAGAUCUGAUUCUGAUUCUUUAGAAGCUAAAAAACUUGAUUCACAUUCACCUGCUGAUAGCAGGAACUUGAUACAUGCACCUCUUGGCUUGUUCCCUCGGCCUUGGCCACCUAGUACUGCUUCUUCAGAGGGUAGUAAAUUCUUCAAAGUUGUUGAGUAUUUCCGCUUAGUUGGUCGAAUCAUGGCAAAAGCAUUGCAAGAUGGAAGGCUUCUUGAUUUGCCUUUGUCAACAGCAUUUUAUAAGCUUCUACUUGGACAAGAACUUGAUUUGUACGACAUACUAUCUUUUGAUGCUGAGUUUGGUAAAAUACUUCAAGAGUUGCAAGUUCUUGUUGAACGCAAGCGAUUUCUGGAGUCCUGCUCUAAUCAUAGUCAACAAAUAGAAGAAUUGGGCUUUCGUGGUGCUCCUAUUCAAGACCUAUGCUUAGAUUUUACUCUUCCGGGCUAUCCGGAUUUUGUUCUGAAGGAAGGUGAAGAAAAUACAGUGGUCUGCAUUUACAACUUAGAAGAGUACAUUUCGCUGGUAGUGGAUGCUACACUUAAGACUGGAAUAAUGCGUCAAGUAGAAGCAUUCAAAGCUGGAUUUAAUCAGGUAUUUGAUAUAUCAUCACUCCAAAUAUUUUCUCCUCAAGAGCUUGACUAUCUCAUUUGUGGUCGACGGGAACUUUGGGAGCCGGAGACACUGGUCGAACAUAUAAAGUUUGAUCAUGGUUAUACCUCGAAGAGUCCAGCAAUUGUCAAUCUACUUGAGAUCAUGACGGAAUUUACUCCGGAGCAACAACAUGCAUUCUGCCAGUUUGUGACUGGUGCUCCUCGGCUUCCACCUGGUGGCUUAGCCUCCCUAAAUCCUAAGCUGACUAUAGUUAGGAACACUCUUCGACUGCGGCGAAUACUUCAAAUGCAGCUGGAGCAGCAGAGUCUGCAGAUGAUGAUCUGCCUAGUGUCAUGA
Messenger RNA from Triticum turgidum subsp. durum (durum wheat), 5157 nucleotides. The record is from the annotation of a GenBank genome assembly. NCBI's taxonomy places the organism in Eukaryota, Viridiplantae, Streptophyta, Magnoliopsida, Poales, Poaceae.